UGUACAAAGCUUUUGAAACAUUGCCCAAACGUCUUGACUCACUGGACGUAAAUAUUGGAAGAAAACUGGAUUUAGUAAAUGUCCAUAUCAAGAACGCAUCUCAGAGGACAACUGCUUUAGAAAUGCAAGAUAACCAGGACUCAAUGUUCAAAGUCAUUGAAGCUUUGUCCAAGCACUUCGACUCCCUGGACACAAAUAUGGAAAGAAAACUGGAUUUAGUAAACAUGAAUGUCAUGAACAUGUCUGAAAGGACGACUGCUUUGGAAAUGAAAGAUAACCAGGACUCAAUGUUCAAAGCCAUUGAAGCUUUGUCCAAACGCUUCGAUUCCCUGGGCAAAAAUGUGGAAAGAAAACUGGAUUUAGUAAACGUGAAUGUUAUGAACAUGUCUGAAAGGACGACUACUUUGGAAAUGAAAGGAAGACUGGCUCUAAUUAACAAAACAAUCGAGGCGUGGUACACAAGUCCUCACUCGUUUAACAAAAGUGUCGUAAGGAAACUGGAUGUCGUGAUUAAGUCAAUCGAAGAGCUCUCUUUGCAAUUUAAGAACACAUCUGAAACGAUAAAGGCAUUGGCUAUGCAAGUUGCAGGAUACACUCUGCAAUUUCCACAAAAAGAAACCAGUGAUUACGUCAUCAUCACACGUGGUAUGCCAAACCUGUCAGCUGUGACAGUUUGUCUGUGGAUAAAAACCACUGAUACUAGAAAUGCAGGAACACCCCUGAGCUAUAUUGUGUCUGGAGCACGCAAUGAGCUUCUCCUUUUUGACUAUAGGAAUUUUGAGGUUUACAUCAACAACCAUGGGAGUGGUUCUACUAAUGUAUCCGCCAAUGAUGGAAAGUGGCAUCAUAUCUGCCUCACAUGGGAGAAUACCGCUGGAUCAUGGAAAUUGUUUCGAGAUGGUUCGGUUGCCGCUCAUGACAAAAGUUUCCAAACAGGUUACGUGAUUCGUGCAAAUGGAGCCCUGGUACUAGGGCAGGAGCAAGACUCAAAGGGAGGAAGUUUUGAUGACCACCAAUCUUUUAUCGGUGAAAUGACAGGUGUCAACAUUUGGGAUCACGUCAUAGAAGACCAAGAAAUCGCACGCAUGUCAAAGUCGUGCCUGACAGGGGUGGGCAACGUGUUUCAGUGGCGCGAGUUCAAAGCUCACAUCAAGGGCUCAGUGAAGAUAAUUGAGCCAUCGUGCUGAAGUGAAAACAUCCAUGACGUGAUUUGUAAACAUUAUGAAGGAUGUUACAUUAAAGAUAAAU
Pocillopora verrucosa is the source of this 1248-nucleotide messenger RNA. The record is from RefSeq and is a predicted model, not a curated record. Lineage: Eukaryota; Metazoa; Cnidaria; Anthozoa; Scleractinia; Pocilloporidae.